AUGGCAGCGGAUAAUGGCUCCGCGGGAGGCGUGAAAAAUUUUCGGCUGGCGAAACUGACAUUGAUCCAGUCUGCUGGAUCUUGGAAAGGAAGGACGCAGACGAAAGGGUCUGGAGUGGAGGAUGAGGAGGAGGUGCCGAUGGAAGAGGUGGUGAUAACCAAUACGAACGACAGAAAGAACCCAUCCGCGUCCGUUCAGAUGUACUAUAAUCUAACAAGUGCUGAGGACGAGGGCCUAAAGCCGAUAGAUGAAGUGUCCUACAUCGAUUUCAAUUCAUCGCCGUCGAUCGUCUCAAAGAGGCCGAACGUCUGCAACGACUGUGUUUGUGGAGUAGGCAGGAAAACAAGGAUCGUCGGUGGAAACAUGACGAGCGUUUACGAAUAUCCUUGGAUUGUUAGCAUGACUAAACAGGGCGCGUUUUACUGUGCCGGUAGUUUAAUCACUCGAAGGCACGUACUCACAGCAGCUCACUGUAUGGAAGGAUUCGACAAGAAAAACAUCAAGCUCGUUCUGGCAGACAGCGAUCGGCCACGUGUGGACAAAAAUUCUAUAACACGUCGUAUUAAAUCGGUCAUUAUGCACGAAGACUUCCACAAAUACACGUUCAACAACGAUAUCGCUAUCCUCGAGAUGGAUCGUCCGGUAGAUGUGAAUGGAAUUGUGCGAACUGCCUGUUUACCCGAAGACAAAGCCAUUGAUUAUACCGGAGCGACAGCUACAGUGGUUGGUUGGGGUCGAACUGGCGAGACUGAACCCGUGAGCGAUGAAUUACGGAAAGUUAACCUGCCAAUUUUGUCACAGGAGGAAUGUGAUCAAGCAGGAUAUCAGAAAAAUCGUAUCACUGAAAAUAUGUUCUGCGCUGGAUACCUAGAGGGUGAACUCGACGCUUGUUCUGGUGACAGCGGUGGUCCUCUUCACGUGAAAGGAACAUUCGGGCAUUUGGAAGUAAUAGGAAUUAUUUCAUGGGGUCGCGGUUGUGCAAGGCCAAAGUUCCCAGGAAUCUACACGAAGCUAACAAAUUAUCUUGGAUGGCUCAAAGAUCAUUUACACGACGAAUGCGUAUGCCCACCGCCACGUCGGUAUUAA
Molecule: messenger RNA, 1086 nt
Organism: Habropoda laboriosa
Lineage: Eukaryota; Metazoa; Arthropoda; Insecta; Hymenoptera; Apidae
Product: trypsin 3A1-like
Exons: 7
Coding region: 1-1086 (361 amino acids)
Biological process (GO): proteolysis
Molecular function (GO): serine-type endopeptidase activity
Source: RefSeq, a predicted model, not a curated record